AUGCCCAAGGCGUCGAGAAAACACUUCUCAAAGAAGCCUGAUCCUUCAGCCACGGGUCAAAUAAACAGAGUGUUUAAAUUUAAUACUGAGCUCGGCCAACAUAUACUUAAAAAUCCUCUGAUUGCACAAGGUAUCGUUGAUAAGGCCGAGAUUAGACCCUCAGAUGUGGUUCUUGAGAUUGGCCCUGGUACUGGUAAUUUAACCGUUAGAAUCAUGGAAAAGGCAAGAAAAGUGUUUGCAGUGGAAGUUGAUCCUCGAAUGGCAGCUGAGUUAACUAAACGAGUUCAAGGAAAACCCUCUGAAAAGAAGUUGGAGAUUAUCAUGGGAGAUUUUAUGAAGUUAAAAGAACUACCGUAUUUUGACGUUUGCAUAUCGAACACGCCUUACCAAAUUUCAUCUGGUAUUGUAUUCAAGCUACUUAGUAUGAUUAGACCACCGAGAAUAGCCGUGCUUAUGUUCCAGAGGGAGUUCGCCAUGAACUUGACCGCUAGACCUGGGGAUGCAUUGUAUAAUAGAUUAAGUGCUAAUUCUCAGAUGUGGGCCAACGUCAAACAUGUUAUGAAGGUGGGAAAAAAUAAUUUUAGACCUCCACCUAAGGUUGAAUCGUCCGUGGUGAAGUUAAUACCCAAGAUUCCAAGGCCAAAUAUUGAUUUCAAUGAAUGGGAUGGCUUACUCAGAUUUUGUUUUAAUAGAAAGAAUAAGACGCUAGGAUCCGUGUUUAAAAAUCGUAAGAUAUUGAGCAUCUUGGAGGAGAAUUACGGGAGAUAUAUGGCCUAUAUGGCGGAGAAAAAUGGAGAAAUGGUUACUGUCAGUAGCAAUGAAGAUACGGCAGCGUUAGUGAAGAGUAAUGUUGUCAAGGUCCUUGAGGAAACUAACUACAGUUUACAAAGGGCAUCCAAAAUGGAUGAAACUGACUUUCUUAAGCUUCUCUACGCCUUCCAUAACGUUGGUAUACAUUUUGCUUAA
Molecule: messenger RNA, 966 nt
Organism: Brettanomyces nanus
Lineage: Eukaryota; Fungi; Ascomycota; Pichiomycetes; Pichiales; Pichiaceae
Gene: DIM1
Product: Dimethyladenosine transferase
Exons: 1
Coding region: 1-966 (321 amino acids)
Biological process (GO): rRNA methylation
Cellular component (GO): mitochondrial matrix
Molecular function (GO): rRNA (adenine-N6,N6-)-dimethyltransferase activity
Source: RefSeq, a predicted model, not a curated record